This is a messenger RNA of Guillardia theta CCMP2712, 858 nucleotides long. RefSeq lists its product as hypothetical. The record is from RefSeq and is a predicted model, not a curated record. The transcript is spliced from 11 exons. The coding region runs from base 1 to 858 and encodes 285 amino acids. Lineage: Eukaryota; Cryptophyceae; Pyrenomonadales; Geminigeraceae.
AUGCCGCUGGCAAGGAUGAUGGCGCGCUCCGAGACAUUUCAGGAGCGUGCCAGCACAAGCCCUGGGCUGCAGGCCUUUUUGGAUAAGAAGGGAGACGAGCAUUGCUUCAGUUGUUUGUACCUCAUAGCUGGGAUCGUUUGCCUCUAUGCCGCAAUUUAUCAUGGAUCAGACUUUUGCAUGGAUCUUGCUCAAACUAAAUUAGAAACAUCGCUCAACCAAAUAACGCUCUCUUCCAUUGGAUCAGGCAAUUCCAAAAUCCAAAAAGGCGCGAGUGUCCUUAAGACACAGUCUGUGAAGAAGAAACAGACUCUCCUCGAUUUUUUUGACAAAGACAUGAAAUUUGCUUCCCCGAUGUUAGCGCAAGCGAAUGAAACGGGAUCAGGAAAUAAUAGCACCAGUGCCGGCACAUUUGAGAAUGACUAUGCAGAGCAAGCCUUCGCUGGUCGUCAUGGAUGGGUUGUGACCUGGCUGUUGGUAGAGGGAUCAACAGCCCUGGGACUACCACUUGUGUCAAUUAUUAUGUUGAUUCUACGGCUACAUGAAAAUUCGUUGGUCAGUUGCAUCUUGUACGUGGUUGCUGUCUUUCAGGCGAUCUGGCUUAUAAUCGGAUGUCUCUGGGUCUUUGGGGGCUUCGUUCCAGAAUCUUGUAUUGAUGGUCGCGUUGGGGACAACUUUGCGUAUAACACCAUGUGGUGGGUAUGUGCUAUUUGGCUGGGAAGCAUGAUCACAAUUAGUAUGGUGAUCUGCUGCAUCCUAUGCUUCUUCAUGGGGUUAUCUUCGAGCGCAAGAUCGGGCACAAGCAAGCCCCAGUACGAGCAGGUGAACUCUGAGCCUUCCAAAGCGAACAAUCCAGCCUAG